Molecule: messenger RNA, 357 nt
Organism: Vicia faba (fava bean)
Lineage: Eukaryota; Viridiplantae; Streptophyta; Magnoliopsida; Fabales; Fabaceae
Source: the annotation of a GenBank genome assembly
AUGGAUGAUCAUCAGAUGAGUGGUGAAAAUACAAGUGGCCAUGUAGUGAAAGGCAGAGGGGUGAACUUGGUUCAUCCUGACACUGAUGAAGUUGGCCACGAAUUAUGUUCUCCUGAAUUUCCUAUGACGGGUUCAGAGUUUGGUGAGUCGUAUCGGAAUGACUGGGGGGCCCAUUCCUAUAUCAAAGCCAUUAGUUCCUUGAAUGGUUGGAAACCCGACAAUAGGGAAGUUAGCCAGAAUCUUGACAACCGAGGGAAUUUUAGAACUCAUGAUAGACAUUUUCCUUAUGAUGUCAAUGAGGAGGAGACGGUUCGAAAGGACCAACAAGGCCUCAGACCAUUUGAGGACAAGGAUUAA